Molecule: messenger RNA, 1476 nt
Organism: Aspergillus neoniger CBS 115656
Lineage: Eukaryota; Fungi; Ascomycota; Eurotiomycetes; Eurotiales; Aspergillaceae
Exons: 2
Source: RefSeq, a predicted model, not a curated record
CAUGAUUAUAUGCAGGUCUACCGCAUCAAAAGUCUGUCUUUUGUCUCGUGUAUUAUGUAGCUACCGUGUCAUACAUGGACAUGAUCGUCUACGAUCUAGCAAAUGGGUGCGACGCGCAUUAUUCUCCCAUAACAGCCAUAGCGUCAACAUUCCAGUUGGAAACAACGGUUCCAUAGCACUCAAAAUAACCCUACCUAACUCUAACUCACUGACAAAACCACCCAAUGAGCGCGUUAUUAUCAACCUUCCUGCAGGCCCAAUCUUCAACAUACCCCAUUCUCUACCAUCUGGAGAUGCUAUCCCCCAGGCAGCUGACAGUGACGAAAAUGCACCCACUGCAGAAGCCGAGCGACUGUCACAAAUAGCGUCCUUCACGUCCUCGACAAUAGUAACAGUUAACUACCGCCUGGGUAUUUCCCCAGCCACUCCCAACGAACUAACCCUCAACCAAAACCCAUACAAAUACCCUACACCCAUCCAUGACACGCUUGCCGGGUUCGACUGGGUCCUGCAGACCCUUCAGCCCCAGCGCCUAGGAAUCCUAGGUAUGCACAUCGGCGGCUCGCUCGCACUUAUGCUUUCCCUCACAGAAGCACGAUCCAUCCACGCAGUAGCGGCCAUUGACCCAAUUUGCAACUGGACAUCGCUUGAUGAGCAUUGCAUUCAACAACCGCCCUCCAAUGAUGCUGAUGGAAAUGUCCCAAGCAGCAGCAGUAGCAGAAAAGGCCCCCGCGGAGGAGGAACUGCGCCCCACGACCUUAUUCCUCUUCUUAAAGCAAGAAAGGAAUACUUUUCCACUCCCGAGAGAUAUUUCGACGCAUUUGCGUCGCCAUUGCUAUUUCUUCGCUCGCCAGGGAAGAAUGUUCCUCGUUUCUUUCCGGAGUAUCUUACCGGCCCGGAGUACCCGAUCCCUGUUUUGAAGGCGAGAGAAAGUGUAUCCACGGAGGAUGAUCUCAUCGAUUAUUUCUGGGACGUGUAUAUCGGGGAAGAGGAUAGCAUGAGUGAGUCAGAGUCUACGGGCAGUGAGACGAAACGAAGUCCUCCUCGUCGGCGAAAGGCGCUCUCCCGAUGGCCUCCUUUCGGUCUCGAUUACGGGAAUAGUGGUCCGGCGUGGCAGAGUCCUAGCCAUGGGGUUAAGCGGCUGGAAAUGGAACUCCCUUGGGUGAGAAUAUUUACUCAAGCUGUGCCUGAAUCUGAGGACCAAAACGGCAACUCGGAAGGGAGGCAGCACAAAGGGUCCUCUACAAAGAGAAAUAAAACGCCCAGUGUGUUGUUACAGCAGGCCCAUGACAUGGUCGAUGUCAUGCGAAGAUCUUGCUUUUGGGGGCGUGAAAAGGGAUACAGCGAGAGGAGAGUGACUCUCACUCGGUACUCGCAGGAUGAAAGGGAAUUGGCGGGCCUCUGGUUACGGGAAAAGACGUCGGAUUGAAGACGUAGUAUACUCCUUGCUACGCUGGAUAUAUAGGGCGAUAAAAU